UCUCUUAGUUAAUUGCACACUAGCCAGAGAAGAGAAGAGAGAGAGAGAGAGAGAGAGAGAGAGAGAGAGAGAGAGAGAGAGAGAGAGAGAGAGAGAGAGAGAGAGAAGGGAAGAGCAUGGAGCCCCACAUGGAGAGCGCGCUCCGUCAAGGGUUGACGGAGCCGGAGCGGAGGGAGGUGGAGGGCGUGGUGGAGGAGCACCACACGUUCCCUGGGCGCGCCAGCGGGACGUGCACAUCGCUGGUCACACAGCGCGUGCAGGCGCCUCUCGCCGCCGUGUGGGACAUCGUGCGCGGCUUCGCCAAUCCGCAGCGCUACAAGCACUUCAUCAAGUCCUGUGCUCUCGCCGCCGGCGACGGCGCCACCGUGGGCAGCGUCCGCGAGGUCACCGUCGUCUCCGGCCUCCCCGCCUCCACCAGCACCGAGCGCCUCGAGAUCCUCGACGACGACCGCCACAUCCUCAGCUUCCGCGUCGUCGGCGGCGAGCACCGCCUCCGCAACUACCGCUCCGUCACCUCCGUCACCGAGUUCACGGACCAGCCUUCAGGCCCGUCCUACUGCGUCGUUGUCGAGUCCUACGUCGUCGACGUACCGGAGGGCAACACCGAGGAGGACACCCGCAUGUUCACCGACACCGUGGUCAAGCUCAACCUCCAGAAACUCGCCGCCAUCGCUACCACCACCACCACCUCUUCCCCACCGCCGUCGGAUGAGCAAAGCUGAUCAUCGGUCCCGGCCGGUUGCAUGCAAUGCAUGCAUUGUGAUGCUUUCCUGUUUUCUUUUCUGCACCAAAAAAAGGAGAGAAUUUAAUGUUAUUGCGGUUCUGAUGGGUGAUGACAUCGAAAGAGGGUGCAAGUUGGUGUUAUUUUCCGUUUUAGUUUUUGUAUGUAUAUAUCCCAUCGUUAUCUUGCAAUGUCAUCAUGUUAUCACUCUUUUUUGUUUUUGCCAAUCUCUCUUCAAUAUUGGGUAGUUGGUACUCAUACUUUUAAGAUAGCGCUUUGGUUCGGCAUUUUAAAAA
This is a messenger RNA of Triticum dicoccoides, 1017 nucleotides long. Its product is annotated as abscisic acid receptor PYL9-like. Gene Ontology annotation, biological process: abscisic acid-activated signaling pathway. The coding region runs from base 117 to 722 and encodes 201 amino acids. Gene Ontology annotation, molecular function: abscisic acid binding; signaling receptor activity; protein phosphatase inhibitor activity. Lineage: Eukaryota; Viridiplantae; Streptophyta; Magnoliopsida; Poales; Poaceae. Gene Ontology annotation, cellular component: nucleus; cytoplasm. The transcript has a single exon. The record is from RefSeq and is a predicted model, not a curated record.